Panicum virgatum (switchgrass) is the source of this 875-nucleotide messenger RNA. RefSeq names its product pathogenesis-related protein PRB1-3-like. Gene Ontology annotation, cellular component: extracellular region. Lineage: Eukaryota; Viridiplantae; Streptophyta; Magnoliopsida; Poales; Poaceae. The transcript has a single exon. The record is from RefSeq and is a predicted model, not a curated record. The coding region runs from base 67 to 594 and encodes 175 amino acids.
UCUUACACUGCUAAACUACUCUAUUGCUAGCUAGCUCUAGCCGGGGAACGAACACUGGUCUUCGCCAUGGAGUGCACCUCAAGAACCGGGAGGCGGCUCUCGUGCUGCCUCCUCCUUGUCGGCGUCGUCCUGCUGGCCUCCUCCCCGGGCUCGGCGGCCGCGCCUCGCCGGCUGCUGCAGACCUGCCUAGGGCAGGACUUCGACGUGCCGCACGCGCACCUCCGCGCCAAGAACGACGUGCGGCCGCUCAAGUACACGCAGGAGCUCUCCGACCGGGCGGCGGCGUGGGCCGCCCAGUUCAAGGACAACUGCGCGGCCGCCGCGCCGGCGCCGGGCAUCAACGUUUUCCUGGGCAACGCGGGCACCACCUGGUUGCCCAGCGACGCCGUCGCCGCGUGGGCCGAGGAGGAGCAGCACUUCGACUACGGCUCCAACACCUGCGCCGACGGCAAGGGCUGCGGCCGCUACACGCAGAUGGUGUGGCGGGGAAGCAAGGAGUUCGGCUGCGCCACCGUCGACUGCGCCUCCGGGGAGACGCUCAUGGCGUGCCACUACGAGCCGCAGGGCAACAUCAUGGGCCAGAAGCCCUUCUGAUCCCAUGCGAUCCCUCGCCGGCAGCCGGCGGCGGAGCACCGGGAACCAUGGUGCCACACUAUCGCUCCUAAUCAUGCUUUGAGCUGUUUUUCAUUUCCUCUUAUACCUAGCUAAUUAUUUGUUGAGAGUUCAGCAAGAUGAUAUGUGCCAUGAGAGUGACGAGCUUAUAAGUUUGUCCUCGUUUGUUUUGUUCAUGGCAUGAUCUCAUGAGAACCAAACCUGUCUCCUCGUAUCUCAACUUACAUCAUCUUUAUUCGUUUUUACUGUGUUGAUUUCAGUUA